Colletotrichum higginsianum IMI 349063 is the source of this 2778-nucleotide messenger RNA. RefSeq names its product fungal specific transcription factor domain-containing protein. Gene Ontology annotation, cellular component: nucleus. Gene Ontology annotation, molecular function: DNA-binding transcription factor activity, RNA polymerase II-specific. The record is from RefSeq and is a predicted model, not a curated record. Bases 1 to 2778 code for a protein of 925 amino acids. The transcript is spliced from 6 exons. Lineage: Eukaryota; Fungi; Ascomycota; Sordariomycetes; Glomerellales; Glomerellaceae.
AUGUCCGCCGGAAACCCCCUGCUUGUCUUGAGACCGUGGCCCACCGCCAGGGGUAAUGUAAGGCAGAAAGAGUGCUUGCACGAAAAAAACUACUCGCCCGUCAGGGAACCUGACUUGACCGCGCGCAUGCUUACAUUCCCUUUAUGUAGUGACUACGGAGGGAACCCGGGUAUACCUCCCUGCCGCCGCUGUGUCCGGGAACAGAAGGAGUGUAUCCUGGCCACCUCGAGAAGAGGCGGGAGGAGGCCCCGGAAGUUCGUCCGUGUCCCCCCGGCCGACGGCGAUGCCCUGCGCCACCGUCAAGAUGCCCCCGCAGCGUCGCCCCCCUCCUAUAACGACCCAAUAGCCGCCGCCGCCGUCGACGACGCCAGAUCCUCUUCGGCAAACAACCUCGAGGACCGACAAGGACGUACCCUCAGCCCACCGGAGUCACCCGGCCCCGGCACCGGUACCGGCCCCGCUGACGGCGACGCCGAUGGCGACGGCGACGGGCCGUGGUCCUGCUCGCCCGAGGAGGGCGGGCCUUCCGGCCGGCCGGCGAGCUGGCCCGGGACCGCCUCCCAGCCUCCCAGCCCCGGCAGACAGUCGACGCGGUCUCUCAAGAGCUCGGGCGACAUAGAGGGCCACAUCACCUCGAGCGACCUCCUCAACCCGUCCGACGCCCUGAACCUCCUGGCCCAGGUUGCCGACCUCGACGGCGACGACGACGACGACUCCCACGAGGAGGUCCACGAUCUCCCCGGCAGCGGCGGCACUAAGCCCGGCGGCGUCCAUGACAAGCGCAGCCCCAAGCGAGGCUCGCGAAAGCCUUCCGCGCAGCCCUUGUCGACUCAUUACCCCCCCAUCUCGGACGGGAUACUGAGCGUCUCGGUAGCAGCGCGUCUACUCACAUCAUACAUAGAACACUUCCACCCCUUCUUCCCGGUGGCAGACAAGUGCAUCCUCACCCACACGCCCGCCACCAUCUCCUCCCUGAUAGAGGCGGAGCCCCAUCUCCUCACCGCCAUCUUCACAGUAACCUCCAAGGACGAGCCCUCGCUGUCGCGCGUCAACGAGGCCUGCUCGCGCUACAUGGAAGCCCUGAUCUCGAAGCUGAUCUACAAGGGCUCGACCACCGUCGGCGCCGUCGAGGCGCUGUUGAUACUCGCCCAGUGGGCGCCUCAGAGGUUGCAGGAGAAGCCGACGGUGGGCAGGGGCGAGGAGGACGAGGGGGCGUGGAUGCAGAUCGGCGUCGCCAUCCGCCUGGGCUACCUACAGAGCCUCGAGCAGACGGGGCUGUUGUCGGACAAGACGAGCCCCUCAUCCGAGACCUUCAGGAGGAAGAGGAUAGUCUGGGCCGCCUGCUACAUGAGCGACCGCGAAGUCUCGAUCCGCGUGGGCAAGGGCUUCUGGUCCCGCGGGCCCGGCCCUUCCACCAUCCCCCGCUCCGCCGACUUCCCGUCGCUGAGAAUGCAGGGGGCCGGGUCCGACAACUACGGACAGCUGUUCCAGGCGCAGCUCGAGCUGAUCCAGCUCUUCAGCAACGCCCACGACAUUCUCUACUCUUCGUCGAGCCACCGGGCCCAGCUUUAUCUGGGCGGCGAGUAUGUGAGAUACAUUGACGACUUCUUUGCCGUCCUCCGAAAAUGGAAGAUCGUCUGGGGCAGUCUCAACUUCACGCCCCUGAUCAAGGCCGGCCUGAACCUCUCUUACGAGUUCCUCCGUCUCUACAUCAACGCCUUCGCCUUCCAGGCGACCAUCAACCGCGCCAUCACCAAAGCACGCCAACAACAGCAACAACAGCAACUACGGGCUCAGCAAUACAAAGAAAACCGGAACCACACGGCACAGCAGCAGCAGCAUGACAGUGUGAAGGCAACCCCGAGUCCUCGGGCGCCGGCCCGACAGGCCACGACCAUCGACAGCCCCCUCUUCGCCGACCUGGCCAGCGCCCCUGACGCCCGCUUCAUCUACGAGUCCAUGGACGCCGCCAACUCCCUGCUCAACAUCCUCAACAACUCCGUGGACCCCGCCACGGGGCUGCGGUACAUGCCCCUGAAGUACUAUCUCUACGUCAUCUACGCGGCCGUGUUCCUCUUCAAGGCCCGCCUGGCCGGCGCCCUGGGCAGAGAGGCGUCCGAAAGCGUCCGCCGCUCUAUCAACAUUACAAUCGAGUGCCUCCAACAGUCAUCACUGAGCGCACACAGCCUGGGCCAGCGCUACGCCCGCCUUCUCUCCCUUCUCUGGCGAGACAAACCGCAAGAGCAACAUCAGCCGCAGCAGGAGCAGCAGCAGCAGCAGCAGCAGCAGCAGCAGCAGCAGAAGCAACGACUACAGCAACAACCUUCGUCAUUCCCCCUCACCGCCACCGCCACCGCCGCCUCGGGCCAUCCUGACGACGACGUAGAUGGCCUCAAAGCGGCACCGAUGGGACCAGGUUUCGCCCCGUCUUCCUCGACAUACCCCGCCACAACCCCGGUCGUGCCGGGUAUGUCGAAUCCCGCCGCGGGCGCCUUCGGCGUAGAGUCGCACGCGGAGAACCAGCACCAGAACCAGCACGGCUUCGGAGGCAUGGGGAGCGGGCUGGGGCACUCCACCAUGACGGCCUUCCCACCGCAGUCGGACGUGCUCUGCAGGGGCUUCUCGUGGCGGGACCUGGACGAUCUGGGACAGUUUAUCGGGCCGGCGGACAUGAGCUUCUCGGACCCCGCGAACCUAGCCGCCAUGGGCGGGUCCAUCAGCUUGGAUGACGGAACGGCGUACGAUAUCCUUUGGCCGGGGAACGACGUGGCGUUUUGA